Caenorhabditis angaria is the source of this 477-nucleotide messenger RNA. The record is from the annotation of a GenBank genome assembly. NCBI's taxonomy places the organism in Eukaryota, Metazoa, Nematoda, Chromadorea, Rhabditida, Rhabditidae.
AUGAUCUCUCUUCGUAGCAUCCUGAUUCUUCUCGGGCUCAUUGCCAUGGCUCACGCUUGUGCUCCAAACACUCGAAGAUAUCACGGAUUGUGCAAGUAUUAUGUGGAUGGAACUAGUGAUACUGGAGAGGGAAGUGUGGAUGACGAUGGAAAUGCGAUUGAGAGCAGCAGCAGCAGCAGCUCUUCAAGCUCCUCAUCAAGCUCUUCCAAGAGAAGAAAGCGUGAUUCGGGAGAUUCAGAUGAUGAUGAUUCAGGAUCAGGAGAAUCGUCGAGCUCUGGAUCUUCCAACAAAUACACCAGAGGGAAGAAGAAGUCCAACACCAAGUGCUACAAAUACGAAGAUGGAACUUCGGAUGAUGGAGCCAAGUUGAACGAGGGUGUUAAAACCUACACUAUCAGUGAGUCCAUGUUUUUUGAAGCGUAGAAAAUUUUAAAAUCUUGAAAUUUUUCAGCCGUCACCACCAGCAAAUCCAAGUAG